UCGACACUUUGCGUUCAGCAAACCUGAGCAUUCUCACGUUUUAACUUGCCGUUUUCCCGACGGUCAUCGACCCCCCUUUCCCAGCUCCAUACUCACCAAUAUCCCCGAACCGCCAACGGUCGGAUCGGAAACCAGCCAAAAUGCAUCUCCGAUCGCCUUCCGCGCUGCUCUCCCUCCUCGCCCUCGCCCUCACCACGUCCGCCUCGCCCGUCGCCGUCCCGCGUGCCGAGGCCGCCGACACAAAGGGCUGCACCGACACGUCGUUCCGCGGUUUCGCCUGGCUGGCGCGGAGCUUCGACUUCCACGCCUCGUACGUCUUCACGACGCCGGCGCACCAGAACUCGUGGGGCUUCGUGUCGUUCGACCUGUACAACCCGGCCGACAAGUCGACGGCGCACUGCGAGGCGACCAGCGACCAGCUCAGCGACUUCUUCUACGGCAACAUGCCCUACAAAUGCAACGACACGGGGCGCAUCGGCGCCACCAGCUUUGACUUCAGCCGGCCCGCCAACCGGCUGCGCGUCAACCAGACCUGGACCUGCGACGACCGCGAUCCGCAAUGGCCGACCACGUUCACGGGACGCGGCACGGCCAACCUCUCGCUGGACUGCACCGACACCACGUGGAAGAACCCGAACUGGACCAUGGGCCAGAUCUACUCCAGCCGCACCAUCAAGUGCAAGCCGGUGGAUGCCAGAAUCCUGCCUGUUGAUUUGAGCGCUGUUGCGGACGUAUGAUACGGAUGACAAGGCGCGGCGCGGCAACGUUGGGUACCAAGCACCAUGCAUUCCAACAUUAGUUAAUGGCUGGAUAAGAGGGUCACGGCAACGGAUAGACGGGUUGGAUGGGCAGCGGGCACUGGGUUUACCUAUUAUCAGCAUUAUUCUAGUGUAUAAUGGCAGUCUUUGCCCUUCACUUAGACUCAUUCGGCUCUUGCGUAUCCGCGACGUCAUCUGACAUCAGCACUCCACAAGAGACUCCUAUAUACCAGCAAAAACGUGAUGAUCGCGACCCCUUAUUCCUACCUAUUUAUGUCUUGAGCACAAAACAUACACCAAGCAUAUGGGAGAAGGGCUCCC
This is a messenger RNA of Thermothielavioides terrestris NRRL 8126, 1079 nucleotides long. RefSeq lists its product as uncharacterized. NCBI's taxonomy places the organism in Eukaryota, Fungi, Ascomycota, Sordariomycetes, Sordariales, Chaetomiaceae. The record is from RefSeq and is a predicted model, not a curated record. The coding region runs from base 141 to 737 and encodes 198 amino acids. The transcript has 3 exons.